Molecule: messenger RNA, 1219 nt
Organism: Eruca vesicaria subsp. sativa (arugula)
Lineage: Eukaryota; Viridiplantae; Streptophyta; Magnoliopsida; Brassicales; Brassicaceae
Source: the annotation of a GenBank genome assembly
AUGGAGAUUGAUAAUCACAAUCACGGCGGCUUCACCUACAUGGGCCGCACUUUCAGCAGCCUCAACAACGACCACUCCUCCGCUUUCAGCGACUGCAACAGCGACAGAUCCGGCGAGUUCCCCUCCCCUUCUCCCCUCAGCCGACGCCUCCUCCUCUCCUCCUCCUCCUCCACCGACGACCUCAUCCCUCACCUCGUCUCCCUCCUCUCCUCUUCCGCCGAAGACCAGAAGCAAGCCGCCAUGGAGAUCAGACUCCUCUCCAAACACAAACCAGAGAACCGCAUCAAAAUCGCCAAAGCUGGCGCCAUCAAACCCUUAAUCUCCCUCAUCUCCUCCUCCGAUCCUCAGCUCCAGGAGUACGGUGUCACCGCCAUCCUCAACCUCUCCCUCUGCGACGAGAACAAAGACCUCAUCGCUUCUUCAGGAGCCGUUAAGCCUCUCGUUAGAGCCUUGAAAAUGGGAACACCGACGGCUAAGGAGAACGCCGCAUGCGCUCUCCUCCGUCUUUCCCAGCUCGAGGAGAACAAAGUCGCGAUAGGGAGAUCAGGAGCGAUUCCUCUUUUGGUGAAUCUGUUAGAAACGGGAGGAUUUAGAGCGAAGAAAGAUGCCUCGACGGCUCUCUACUCUCUCUGCUCAGCUAAGGAGAACAAAGUGAGAGCUGUUGAGUGUGGGAUCAUGAAGCCCUUGGUGGAGUUGAUGGCUGAUUUCGGAUCCAACAUGGUUGAUAAAUCGGCGUUCGUUAUGAGCCUGCUGAUGUCGGUGCCGGAGUCGAAGGCGGCGGUUGUGGAGGAAGGAGGUGUGCCGGUGCUGGUGGAGAUUGUGGAGGAUGGGACGCAGAGACAGAAGGAGAUGGCUGUGUCGAUUUUGCUUCAGCUUUGUGAGGAGAGUGUGGUGUUUCGAACCAUGGUUGCUAGGGAAGGAGCCAUUCCUCCGCUUGUUGCGCUUACUCAGGUUGGAACUAGUCGAGCCAAGCAAAAGGCUGAGGCUUUGAUUCUGCUCUUAAGGCAACCUAGAUCCGGUGGUGGAAGAUCGUCGGAACUGUGAUUGAGCUUUUUCUCUUUUUUACAACCGCAAAUGGGAGAUAAAUAAAAUAACUGUAAAUUAGUUUGUUUCCCCCCUCUGUAAUUUAUCUUCUUGAGAUUGUUUGUUUUUGUGAGAUCCAGUUGAUAAAUAUCGGUUUCCUUUUUACAAACAUUUUUUCACAUCAUUGCUAAUUCUG